Messenger RNA from Ilex paraguariensis (yerba mate), 2074 nucleotides. NCBI's taxonomy places the organism in Eukaryota, Viridiplantae, Streptophyta, Magnoliopsida, Aquifoliales, Aquifoliaceae. The record is from the annotation of a GenBank genome assembly.
AGCAUGCAAACUAUAUCACAUGUACUUAAUCCUUAAUCCUUCUUGAUUUUGAUUUAAUGUCUUCCAGUACAGAACUUUUACUCAGCAUAGAAGGCUUAACUUUGUUACUUUUGAUUCAUGCCUUGUUAAUGCAGAGCUUUUAAUCAGGUGAGUUGGAGAAGUGGCAGCUCGGAGACAAUGCCGUUUGACAGAAGCAGUGAGAGAAUAUCGUUUGAUCGGAGCAGUGAGAGAAUAUCGUCUGAUCGGAGCAGCGACAGAAUAUCGUUUGGGAGCAGCGAUUUUAUGCAGAUGGCAACACGGGACAGGAUGGCUGGGAACAAGAUUCCUUCCCCCCAACAGUCAGUAACCAAUCUUAAUCUUCAGGUUCGCACGAAAGGAAGUCCAUCCUUUUCAUCUGAAUCCAGUGGAUUUUCAGGCCCAUCUAGUUUCCAAUCAUCUAAUCUGUCCUUUGAGACUUUAGACCACUCCCUCACAUCAGAUGCUUCCAGGAACUCGCUCUCCUCCCAAACUCCUCAUGAGCUAGAGGAUGAAAUGAGGAGAUUGAAACAAGAACUAAAGCAAACCAUGGAAAUGUACAGUUCAGCUUGCAAAGAAGCAAUGACUGCUAAAGAGAAGGAAAGAGAAAUUAAUCAAUGGAAGUCAGCAGAGGGACGAAAGUUGGAAGAAGCCAAGCAAGCCCAAGGGGCUGCAUUGGCUAUGGUGGAGAUGGAGAAGAGAAAAUCCAAGGCGGCCAUUGAAGCGGCACAGAUGGCACAGCGUCUAGCAGAAUUGGAAUCCCAGAAGCGAAGACAUGCAGAAAUGAAAGCAGAGCACGAGGAAGAAGAGAAGCAUAAAGUGAUGGAUGCCUUGGCACGCUUCGAAAUUCGGUGUAGAAAAUACACCAUUGAAGAAAUUGAAAUAGCCACAAAUUACUUCUCCAAUUCAGCAAAGAUUGGUGAAGGAGGAUAUGGACCUGUCUAUAAAGCCUUUCUUGAUCAUACUGCUGUUGCCAUCAAGGUUUUGAGGUCGGACAUUACACAAGGCAAAAAGCAAUUUCAACAAGAGGUUGAGGUACUAAGCCGUAUGAGACAUCCAAACAUGGUUCUCCUCGUAGGAGCGUGCCCAGAGUAUGGAUGCCUUGUAUAUGAAUACAUGGAAAAUGGCAGCUUAGAAGACAGACUCUUCAGGAGAAACAACACUCCCCCAAUCUCUUGGAGAACCCGCUUUAAAAUAGCGGCUGAAAUCGCCACUGCCCUUCUUUUCUUUCAUCAAGCAAAACCAGAGCCCCUGGUGCAUCGAGAUCUCAAACCUGCCAACAUUCUCUUAGACCAAUACUAUGUGAGCAAAAUCAGUGACGUUGGCUUAGCCAGGCUGGUACCACCAUCUGUGGCUGAUAAUGUAACUCAAUACCACAUGACAGCAGCAGCCGGGACAUUCUGUUACAUCGACCCCGAGUAUCAACAAACAGGGAUGCUGGGCACAAAAUCGGACAUAUAUUCAUUUGGUGUAAUCUUACUGCAAAUUAUUACAGCAAAGCCAGCAAUGGGUUUGACUCACCACAUUGAUAGGGCAAUCGAGAAAGGGACAUUUUUAGAGAUACUUGAUCCAACAGUAACAGAUUGGCCUGUGGAAGAGGCUUUAUCAUUUGCAAAAUUGGCUUUACAAUGUUGUGAGCUGAGAAGGAAGGACAGGCCAGACCUUGGUUCGGUCAUAUUGCCGGAACUGAACCGGAUACUGGAUGUUGGGUUGGACAAUGAAGCCAGGAAUGAUUUAUGGGAUAAGUACCCAUAAUUCAAAACAUGCGGAACAACCAAGACAGAAUCCACUUGACUUGUGAAUUUCUAAGCUAUUCUGUAUCUAAUGAACAAGUUUAAAAGAGACAAAUGUAAAUGCUGUAUUUGUGCUUUGAACCUUGGGAUUAUUGCAAAUUAUGCUCGAAAUAGCUGUAACAACUUUGUAACCCAGAAUCAAGUGCAGCAGACAUUUGAAAAGGAUGGUUAAAUACAUACAAGUAGGUUAAGCAACAUAAGAUGAUAACACAUAUCAUUCUAGACCUGGGAACACAUCUUUGGCUUGGAGUGCUUCUACUCGUAUC